Messenger RNA from Symbiodinium sp. CCMP2592, 987 nucleotides. NCBI's taxonomy places the organism in Eukaryota, Dinophyceae, Suessiales, Symbiodiniaceae. The record is from the annotation of a GenBank genome assembly.
AUGGCAAGCCUGGUUCGUUCCACAGCUGAGCCCACCGUAAGCAGCUACAACGCCGUUUGCUCUGCAUUGGCUGCAGCCAUGCGUUGGGCGCAGGCCCUCCACGCUCUUGCCGGCAUGAGGCACCUGGGCGCACGGGCGGAAGUCGCGGGAUACGGAGCCGUCGUGAAGGCUUGCUCCAUGACGAGGAGGUGGCAGCAUGCCGUGCACCUUCUGCUGGCCAUGCGUGGCUUGAGGGUGGUGGAUUUGCAGGCUCUCCGCGAUGUGCAAGCAGCUGUGGAGCUCGUGCACAUGUCGAUCCCAGAUCAGCCUCUCAGCAAACCGAAGCAGAGGCGACGGAUUGAUGACUCCUUCGCAUCCAUGUCGUCAGCUCUCACGAGUUUGCUGGAGGGCAGAGACGACAGCGAAGCCCACAUCGACCUGGCGAGCCCCGAGCAGCGAGUGGUGCUGGAAACCUUCUCUUGGCAUCGGGCGGUGCCAGAGAAAAAGCACGAAAGGGAUAUUUGGGUGAAGCUGGGUGCCAAGAACCUGGAAGAGGCGCUGAAGAUUCUGAAGGAGCCUGCGCAGCUCAUCGAGGCGGAGUCGGGCCCAAGGUUAUUGCAGUCAACGCUGGACAAGGACGCGCCUUUCGAGGUGUUCGUCUCCAAUGUUGAAGCAUACCGCCGGGAUCGCACUCGGAGAAUCGAGGAAGGGCGCGAGUUCUGCCAUGGUGUCCCUGCUGGCCUGCCCGCUGCCUGCAGUGAAGUGCUCGAGGCUGGCGACGAGUCGGCCAAGCUGAGCUUUCCGAAGCCCCAGGCGAAGCAGGCCACGGAUGAAACGGGAGAAGCCGCAGCUGAGCUUUCCAAAGCAGUGGCACCGCAGGCUGCUGCACCAGCGAAGGUAAAGCAGCCUGCACAUCCCCCGCCAAAGCCGCCCGCAAAGGCUGGCAUCUCUUGGGAAGCGAAGGUAACCAUCCAGACUCCAGACCAGCAUAACUGCAGCUUCUUUUGA